AUGGACUGUUUCAAACGUCAAGGAAUUAUUCCAAACUCUGUUAAUCAUCUUAUCAUUCGAGAAGGUAAAGAUAUUGUUUUACAAGAAGGAAUUUUACCAGAUUCUGUUCAAAACAUUGAAUUGAAAACUGCUUAUUUUCCAACUACUAAAUUGGUUGACAAUAUUUCUUUCAAAGAUUAUGAAAAUCAUAAGUGCUCGAUUCGAAAACUUGAUGAUCAAUAUUACAUUUUGUUUGGCAAGCAAACACACAGACGAUACUUUAUGGCAGGCCUCUUCCACAAAUCAAUGUUUGAAGACAGAUUCAAUGUUAUAAAAAUACUUAGUGAAGGUGUAAGAACAGCCAGAAUAUGCUGUUUCGUAGCACUCAUGUUCAGUCAAUUGCAGGUCAGUAAAGUGGCUAUAAAGGCAGUGACUUUUGCUAUUUCUGCAGCUGGUCAAGUAAAAAUAUCUCUUUCUUCUUUUCCAAGUCCUUUAUACUAUGCCUGUUGCCUCCUUACUAUGAGUGAAGCCUCUUAUGCCGGUUUCCUCGUCACUAUGCCAGUUGCCUCGCAUUUCAUAGAGAAUGGUCAAUCUCUUUUGUUUCACAUCAAAUGA
Heterostelium album PN500 is the source of this 594-nucleotide messenger RNA. RefSeq lists its product as uncharacterized. The transcript has 5 exons. The coding region runs from base 1 to 594 and encodes 197 amino acids. NCBI's taxonomy places the organism in Eukaryota, Evosea, Eumycetozoa, Acytosteliales, Acytosteliaceae. The record is from RefSeq and is a predicted model, not a curated record.